AUCCUAUUACAGUGUUAUCCUAUUAAGCAUAUAGAGAAUGCGACGAGCCUGCCGUCUCUCCCGUACAUUUUCCCUAACGGUCAAGGGAAUGUUGAAAAGUUUCUGCGGGGACGUGCAAACAGCGUCAAGUGGGAAUGCGAGUAUGGCGGCCUGUAUCGCUUAUGGUCUGGGAUGAGGGGAGAAGUAGUCCUCACCAAGCCUGCCCACGUCGAAGCGGUAUUCCGAGAUUCACACAACCACACAAAAGCCCACGCAAACGAUAGCGGCUAUCUCAUGGAUCUUCUGCUUGGCUCAUGCCUCGGGCUGAUCAGUAGACAGCCAUGGAGCACCGUCAGGUCCGGCGUGGAGGCACCGUUCCUCCAUACGUCAAUGCGCCAAUAUGCUACAGACGUGCAAAAGUUUACUGGCAAGUUUAUGCGCCAACUUCAAAAAGAAAAUAAAGUCUUUGGUCAGCAAGGGAACCUACACCCUGUGCGAGACCUCAAGCUUCUACCAUUCCGUUUUGUCGCAAAGGUCGUUUAUGGAUCAUUGACCGAGGACCUGGAGAGAGAGCUACUAAACUUGAUCCCGCUGCGAGAAGAUUUAUUCAAGAGUGUCAUUGGCGGUGGGAUCACGCGGUUUGCAUUUUCGCGAUUUCUUCCUCUGCCCGCGAUCCGAGCUCUUCACGACUUCAAAGACCGCUGGGCCCUGUGGAAUGACCGCGCACACACCCAUGCUCUCAAAGGUCCUGGAGCAAGCACUGCUCCCGUCAUAGCUAUGUACAGGGCUGUCGAAUACGGCGAGAUGACGCGGGAGCAGCUUCUUCAAACUCUCGAUGAGAUACUAUUUGCCAAUAUUGAUGUUACUAUGGGUGGCCUAUCUUGGACACUUGUCUUUCUUGCAGCUCAUCCCGAUGUGCAAAAAGCACUCGGGGAUGAGGUGCGCGGGCACUGCUCUGACAAAGCGACGCGGGACACUUACCUCCUAUCAUCAUGGACAACAACGCCGACUCUUCUCGGAGCCUGCAUUUUGGAGGCGGCACGCUUGCGGCCCCUUGCUGCCUUCUCCGUUCCGCAGUCAUGCACAAGCCCACGCAUUCUCGACGGCUUCGAGAUCCCCGCCGGGACCAACUUUGUUAUUGACUCGUAUGCACUCAACAUUCGUGACCCUUUCUGGGGGCCGGAUCGAGACAGAUUUCGCCCAGAGCGUUGGCUGGAACGGCAGAAGAGUGGGCGUGAUCUACGUUACCGCUACUGGCGCUUUGGGUUCGGCCCACGGACCUGCCUAGGCAAGUAUUUGGCGGAGUUGAUCUUACGAAGUGUUGUUGUCGAGAUUUUGGAAAACUGGCACAUAGCCUUGGAGGCCACAACAGGGCAAGGGGAGAAAGUGGGAGAGAGCGGUGACAGCAACGCUGGCGACGAGGGCAUGAACUGGCCCUGGGAUGAUGAGUUGUGGAUUCAUUCUCCCCAUCUCCUACUGAAGUGUGAGCCUCUGGCGCGAAGUCCUGCUGAGAAAGUCUUGCCAAGGGGCUCUCAUUCGUACUGA
Cryphonectria parasitica EP155 is the source of this 1524-nucleotide messenger RNA. Its product is annotated as cytochrome P450. The transcript is spliced from 2 exons. Gene Ontology annotation, molecular function: heme binding; oxidoreductase activity, acting on paired donors, with incorporation or reduction of molecular oxygen; iron ion binding. The annotation marks the transcript as partial. The record is from RefSeq and is a predicted model, not a curated record. Lineage: Eukaryota; Fungi; Ascomycota; Sordariomycetes; Diaporthales; Cryphonectriaceae.